This is a messenger RNA of Tribolium madens (black flour beetle), 876 nucleotides long. RefSeq lists its product as uncharacterized. The record is from RefSeq and is a predicted model, not a curated record. The transcript is spliced from 5 exons. The coding region runs from base 190 to 597 and encodes 135 amino acids. Lineage: Eukaryota; Metazoa; Arthropoda; Insecta; Coleoptera; Tenebrionidae.
GUUUAAAAUUAAUGUUUAUAUGACUUUUGAUCGAUUUUAAGCAAUAAAUGACUUGGUUACAGUGUGUACAUUUUUAAGUGAUAGGUAAAUUAAAAAAUGUAGUUGUGAAUUAAUGAUACCACCACAAACUACAAAAUUUAAAUAAAUAUUUUGUGAUUGAAAUGAUUAAUCAUCAGCUGGAGAAAAAUAAUGGAUUUUGACAUAUAUGUGUUGAUACCUAUAAUCUUAGCUAUCACAAUCAUGUGUCUGCUAUCAAUUUUAAGGUGUAGAAGACAUAAAAAAAAUACUGUAACGCAAAUGGCGACAACGAAUAUUUACACAGUGCCGGCAAACUACAAUGCAGUUAAUCGAAAUUACACAUCUUCCCCCCAGAAUCCUGUCUUGUCUAAUACCACAAAUUUUGGACAUCACAGGAUUUCAAGUCAAGGUGAGAGGUUCGCAGUUCCUGUUGAUUUACUUCCACCGGAUUUUGACUAUACUGCUCCAGGCGUUGAGUAUAAAGAAAAUUAUGUCUUAGUCAAAGAUCUGACUGUAAUAAACAAACCUGCAGUUGAUGAAUAUCAAAAACAGUCACCUUAUAAUCCCAAUUUCCAAUAACUUUAUACCUUAAUUACCCAUAUUUGUGUCUCUAAUAAGGUAAAAAUGUUUUUAAUUAAGUAAUUUUAUGUAAAUAUAAGAAAUAAGCUUUAUUAUUUAUUGAAUAAAUAAAAGCAUGCGCAAACAUAUUUUUUUUCAUAAAUAAUAGUAAUAAUAAUUUAUUAUUAUUACAUCUCUCUACAAUACACAGGGUGGUUCCGUUUUUAUCGACGAAAAUUCAAGAAUAGUUACAACACCGUAAAAUAAUGUGGGUUUGUGCUUAUGAAUAAUUGUUUAAAA